Molecule: messenger RNA, 1183 nt
Organism: Bombus huntii
Lineage: Eukaryota; Metazoa; Arthropoda; Insecta; Hymenoptera; Apidae
Product: venom serine protease Bi-VSP-like
Exons: 6
Coding region: 227-850 (207 amino acids)
Biological process (GO): proteolysis
Molecular function (GO): serine-type endopeptidase activity
Source: RefSeq, a predicted model, not a curated record
UUUUUGCUUGAAAUAAAAAAUUGAUAUAGGAGUAAUAAUAUGGAUAGAGAUCAAAAACUGUUAGGGCAGAAAUUACACGUUUGAACUUUAUAGUUCAGUAUAGUUCAAAUAGAAAUUAUAUAGAAUUAUUUAAUAAUUUGUAUUCCACUGGAAUAAAAAUUUAAUUUCUGUCUUUAUCAAAUCUCUAUUUCAGAGUAUUUGUACGUAUGUACUUAUCGUCUGCUGUAUGAUCGAAUAUCGAAUAGGCGCUUGGCCAUGGAUCGUUGCAUUAGGUUUUCGUAAUCCCCGAAACCCAGACAAACCACUAUGGAAGUGCGGAGGUUCCCUGAUAUCGGCUAGGCAUGUUUUGACCGCAGCACAUUGUGCACAUAUGGAUGGAAUAGAAAACAUACACAAUCAUAAUAUUGUCAUUCUUAGAUUGGUGGAGGAGGUGCCAUUUUCGAGGUACGUAUAUCCCAUUUGUACGAAAGAGCCCCUACGAAAGAGCAACUUCGUCGGCUAUAACCCCCUUGUUGCUGGAUGGGGAGCAUUAAGAUAUAGACGACCACGACGUAAUGCAUUAAUGGAAGUACAAAUGCCAGUGAUUAAGAACGCCGAAUGCAAAAUAGCUUAUUCCAAAUUUCCUAAUGCACCUGAUAUCACUGAUGGUAUAAUAUGCGCCGAACAUGCUCAGGGUGGAGAGGAUUCUUGUACGGCUGACCGCGGCGGACCACUGCUGAUACAACAUGAAUUAACCUCGUAUUUAAUAGGUAUUGUGUCUUAUGCUUAUAAGUGCGGCACAGCUGGGUAUCCCAGCGUUUACACUAGGGUCACAUCGUACCUUGACUUCAUUCUCCAAGCGAUGCAAUAAUAUGAUAUUACUGUUCCAUAAAUAUCAUUGUGUAAAAAACGUAAAGUUGGAUUUUCUUAUUGUGGAGAUAAGAAACAGCUCAAAUUUACAUUGUUUUGUACGUUACAAAUUAUAGGCUUAAAAUGUACGAAAUGUAACUUUGAAACGACACUAAUUUUUUACGCACGAUAAACCUCCACGACUUAGAUUAUAGAUUCCUAUACGACUCUCAGUAAAAAUUUAUCCGCACUCCAGAUAGUUAAAACUUCUGUCGACCGUAUUGAUCCAUCUGCACUCUUCGUAUGACGUCAAUAUCUGUUCAGUGCUGCUGCGCAGGUUUCUUUGUGUUACGUC